Aegilops tauschii subsp. strangulata is the source of this 1372-nucleotide messenger RNA. RefSeq lists its product as uncharacterized. Lineage: Eukaryota; Viridiplantae; Streptophyta; Magnoliopsida; Poales; Poaceae. The record is from RefSeq and is a predicted model, not a curated record. Gene Ontology annotation, molecular function: transcription cis-regulatory region binding; DNA-binding transcription factor activity. Gene Ontology annotation, cellular component: nucleus. Gene Ontology annotation, biological process: regulation of DNA-templated transcription.
GGCCACCACAUCAUCGUCGAUCUACCGUCAGAUCUCGUCUCCUCUCCUCUACUUUUCUCCUCGGUUUCUUCGAACUCGAACUCGCCGUGCUCCUUCCUUGCACUCCUCGUACUUCCCGCCGACCUGCCAUUGCCGGCAAGCUAGCUAGCCAUGCAGGACGGUGGAGGCGGAGGAGGAGGAGGGGACGGCAAUAGCAUGCAUCUGCUCCUGAGCAUCCUGGCCGACGGCGAGGAGCAGGCGAGGCGGCUCCUCGGCGAGCUGCCGCCGGCCGACGACGAGGGGCAGCUGCUCGGGCAGGGGCCGGCGGCCGAGUGCUGCCGGGGCGUGGCGGAGCAGCUGCUGUGCACGUUCAGGAAGGCGAUCGCCGUCGCUAAGGCCAUCGAGGCGGCCGGCGGGGACUCGCCGCGGUCCGCCAACGAGGGCGGCGCCGGCAUGGCUGGCAGGGACGCGGCGCAGGCGCAGGAGCGCCAAGGCCAAGGCGUCUGCAAGAGAAGGAAGGGGCUGCCAAGAUGGACCGAAAAGUUCAGAAUACCCGACGACGCAAAUCUGGAGUACACGCCGGACGACGGAUUCAGCUGGAGGAAGUACGGCCAGAAGGACAUCCUCGGCGCCAAAUUCCCAAGGGGCUACUACCGGUGCACGUACCGCAACGCGCAGGGGUGCGCCGCCACGAGGCAGGUGCAGCGCUCCGACGCCGACCUCGCCGUGUUCGACGUCACGUACCAGGGAGCGCACACCUGCCUCCAGGCGCAGCGCCGCGCCGCCGCGCCUCCCCCUCCUCCCGACGUCCAACGGUCACCACCGGCGUUGCAGGACCCGGACAUGCAGCUGCUCGAGAAUUUCAGGAACGGCCUCAAGGUGGAGACCGACGGCCUGCCGCCGCCGCCGCCCUGCUUCCAUGGCGACGGCACCACAGCCUUCUCGUUUGCCUACGCCGCGGCAGGAGCAGCGGGCUACUCCCCGGCGGAGAGCGGCGGCCAGCGGCUCCUGCAGGGAGGGGGCUGCUUCGCCCCGGCGACUUUCUCCUCGCCGGCCGCAACGACGUCGGCCGGGCCGGGCUACUUCGUGCACUGCACGCGCGGGGCGCACGAGUCGCCGGAGCUCGCCGAGGUCGUGUCGGCGGCGACCGCCUCGGACCGGGCCGGCUUCGACUACUCGAUGUACCUGCACCAGCACGACCUGGACGCGCACCUGCCGUUCCCGUUCGACCCAAUGUUCGGCCACCCUUCCUCCCAUGGCCAACACGGAGACGCGUGAACCAAUCGAGGCGUGACUAUGUAAAGAACAGCCGGAUUAUUCAGGUUUCGGUAUGUAUUAUUAACCCAUCAUCACCGUCGGAAAAUAUCAUUUGGGUGUGCCUAGUUCUGAUCUA